This is a messenger RNA of Cottoperca gobio, 2391 nucleotides long. It is a transcript of the gene ergic1, whose product is annotated as endoplasmic reticulum-golgi intermediate compartment 1. The record is from RefSeq and is a predicted model, not a curated record. Gene Ontology annotation, biological process: endoplasmic reticulum to Golgi vesicle-mediated transport; retrograde vesicle-mediated transport, Golgi to endoplasmic reticulum. The transcript is spliced from 10 exons. NCBI's taxonomy places the organism in Eukaryota, Metazoa, Chordata, Actinopteri, Perciformes, Bovichtidae. Gene Ontology annotation, cellular component: endoplasmic reticulum; endoplasmic reticulum membrane; COPII-coated ER to Golgi transport vesicle. Bases 155 to 1027 code for a protein of 290 amino acids.
CCGGAAGUAGCUCUAAACCAAUCAGAUUUUGCAAAGCGUCCUAAGCUGACGUCAGCCCGGUACCGAUGAACAACCGGUAGCGUUGGAGAGAGCUGUAUGGUAGCCUGUUGUUUGUAUCUUUGUCUGCUAAUCCCCUGUCAAACGUCCAAACAUCAUGCCUUUCGAUGUUAGGAGAUUCGAUAUCUACAGGAAAGUGCCAAAAGAUCUCACCCAGCCCACAUACACGGGAGCUUUCAUUUCCAUUCUCUGCUGUGUCUUCAUACUCUUCCUGUUCCUGUCUGAGCUGACGGGAUUCAUAGCCACAGAAAUUGUAAAUGAACUGUAUGUGGAUGAUCCUGAUAAAGACAGUGGUGGGAAGAUAGAAGUGAGUUUAAACAUCAGUUUGCCAAACUUACACUGUGAUUUGGUGGGUUUGGACAUCCAGGAUGAGAUGGGCCGCCACGAGGUCGGUCACAUAGACAACUCUAUGAAGAUUCCUCUCAAUCAGGGGGACGGUUGUCGCUUCGAAGGGGAGUUCACCAUCAACAAAGUACCAGGAAACUUCCAUGUGUCGACACACAGCGCUACAGCGCAGCCCCAAAGCCCAGACAUGACCCACAACAUCCACGUGCUGGCAUUUGGAGAAAAGCUCCAGGUACAAAAAGUACAAGGAGCCUUUAAUGCUUUAGGAGGAGCUGACAGGCUGUCGUCUAAUCCUCUGGCGUCACACGACUACAUACUGAAGAUUGUUCCAACAGUGUAUGAAGACCUGUCGGGCAAAAAGAGGUUCUCCUACCAGUACACGGUAGCAAACAAGGAGUACGUUGCUUACAGCCACACAGGCAGGAUCAUCCCGGCCAUCUGGUUCCGAUACGACCUCAGUCCGAUCACCGUGAAGUACACAGAGAGAAGACAGCCCUUCUACCGCUUCAUCACAACCAUCUGUGCCAUCGUCGGCGGGACGUUCACAGUGGCAGGAAUCAUCGACUCCUGUAUAUUCACAGCUUCAGAGGCCUGGAAGAAGAUCCAGAUAGGGAAAAUGUCAUGAGGACCGCUCCCCACCGCUCCCUACGUCUCCCUACGUCUUAUUUAUAAGUGCAAAGUUAGCCUGUUAGCUACAUCCAAUCCUGCUCGAACCCCUCCUUCCUUUUUGAAGAUUGUAUCAUCGCGACCACUGGAAGUGGCUCCGGGCGGCACUCGAUCUAACUACCAGGCUACACGGCUGCGUCUCAGUUAUUGAAGCUCCUCUCCGGCUCCGUCUGCUCUGGUGACGUGUGGACGCUGACGAUCACAUGACCGCUUCCUCUGUCUUCAAAGGAGACGGGAGAGGAGAGGAAAGCUCUUUUGUUACUGUUUAGAUGAAGUACUAUGUGUCAGGAUUCAACCAGUAUGGGUAUUUGAAGGCUGCACUUAAAAUGAAGUAAAAAAACAAAAACAAAACACUAAACAAAAAGAUGAUCUUUGUAUUGAUAUUACAUUUUUUUUUUUAAAUGGUGCCAGCACCAUGUUACAUAAAUCUCCACAUAUAUUCAAUCAUAGGGAAGUUUUCAAGUUAUGGCUGAAUGAUUUACAAACGAGACAUACCUAAAGGAUUUUUUUUUUUUUUAAAGGAUCAUUUCUGCCAGUUCAACCAGUAUGUCGGUCUAACCGUACUGUGUUUGUAUCCCCAAUACCCCAAGAAGGAAUUUGAUUGAAGUGUUCGAGUUUAUUAAGCCUGUGCUGUAUAUGAUACUGGACUGAACUUUAAAGUGUUUCCGUAAGUCACACUGUCCAUAAAAUGUUGCAUCAUGGGACAUACUUUUCCCAGCACAUCUUAUUUUUAUCUCCAGUAUUCAAACUGUGCCUUUAGGUUAACUCGUACACCACAGAGCAUUAUGAUCAUGUGUUUGUUUCAGUGGCUGCCACUAAAACCACCGUUACAACUUUCUGUGCAGAUUCACUUCUUUCAAUACAGUGAUCAUUGUUUAACCUUUCAGUCAAUUUAUACCAAACAUUUCAUCAACGUCCCAGUUUUGAUCUUCACCAUUCCGUUUGAAUUGCAAAAGAAAUCCAGUGAAUGUCUUGUGUGUUUUUUUUUUUUUUAUGAAAUCAAUUGAUUUAUUUAGAUUCUUUUUUUUAAUUUUAAUUUUUACACGGUAUGUGAACCUGUUUACUUAUUGAGUUAUGUCAUUAAGUCAUGAAUUGUAAAGGUUUGGUUUUGUAAAGGAGAGAACUUGUAGGCCAAGAUGUUUUUUCCUCUUUGGUCAUUUUUCUUUCUUUUAUACUGUUGAAUAAAAGACGUCUCUGAUGGACAGUGAUGAUCACGCCCUCAGAAACGGGUCUUUCUACUGUUAAGUUGAACUACUUCCUGUUUCGUCUCAAAUUACUCUGUAAUGCUACGUGUUCCUUAAGUAAAGGUGCCAUAGAAACCAU